AUGGAGUUGGGUGGACGCCUCUUCUUCAUCUUCAUCCUCCUCGUCCCCUCCGAGGCUCUGGCAGCCCCCUGCUCCGGUGGGGGCACCGCGGUGGGCGAGGGCUGCGCGUGCCCCCCCGGCCGCUCCGGCCCCCGCUGCGAGACCCCCGACCCCGGCACGGCCUGCGCCGGGGGGGCCACCCCGGUGGGCACGCGCUGCCUGUGCCCCCCGGGCCUGGGGGGGCCGCGCUGCCAGGACCCCCACCCCGCCAGCGCCUGCCGCCACGGGGCCACCCCCUUCGGCACGGCCUGCGUGUGCCCCCCGGGCUUCCGCGGGGACACCUGCGGGGAGCGCGACCCCCCCGCGUCCUGCCUGCGGGGGGGCACCCUGUGGGGGGGGUCCUGCCGCUGCCCCCCGGGCACGUGGGGGCCGCGCUGCGAGUGCGGGACCCCCCGGCUGGGGCUGGCGGUGCUGGAGGGCGGCGGUGACGGCGGCGGUGACAACGACAGUGGGGGACGCGGCAGAGGGACGACCACACCCUCAGGGACCACCACGGGGAUCACCACGGCCACCACCACGGCCACCGAGAGCACCACGGCCACGCCGGUGCCGUACCAGGACGGGAACGUCACGGGCGGCGCCGUGGGAAGGGGGCCCGGGGCGGUGGGACGGACCACCACUCAGGUCCCCGGCACGGACAACGACGUCAUCGACACCACCACGGUCCUGGGAAGUGCCGUCGCGGCCACCAACGUGGAGAACAACGUCGUUGUCCCCACUGCGGAGGGUCACGCCAGGGCCACCACCCCGCGGAGGGCCUUGGGGAACAGCACCGGGGCCACCACCGUGGAGGGUCACGCCAGGGCCACCACCCGGGUCCCCAGCACGGACAACGACUACAUCGUCACCACCACGGGCACGACGACCGCCUCCGUGGUCCCCAACACGUACAACGACUUCAUCGACACCACCACAAAGGGAAACACCAGGGCCACCCCCGUGGAGAGGGACAGCAGGGCCCUGAGGAGCAGCCCCCGGGUCACCACGGCCACGCCCGCGGCCACCAGCGAGGAUGAGGACACCACCCCCGUGGAAGGGGACACGACGCCCCUGGGCGGUGACACCACGGCCAUGGAAGAGGAAACCACGGCCGUGGAAGGGGACACCAUGGCCGUGGAAGGGGACACCUUCACCCCCCCCACCAGAGGUGACACCGCGAGGAGCCGCGGGGUGACGGCAGUGCCACCACGCCCAGAGAGCCACGGAGGGGCCACCACCCCGGCAAGGGACACUGGGGACACAAGGGACAACAACACCAGGGCCACCACCCCGGGAAGGGACAACCACACCAUGGCCACCACCCCAGGAGGGGACACUGGGGGCACAAGGGACAACAGCACCAGGGCCACCACCCCGGGAAGGGACACCAGCACUGGGGCCACCACUCCAGGAGGGGACACUGGGGGCACAAGGGACAACAGCACCAGGGCCACCACCCCGGCAAGGGACACCAGGGCCACAGGGGACAACAACACCAGGGCCACCACCCCGGGAAGGGACAACCACACCAGGGCCACCACCCCAAGAGGGGACACUGGGGGCACAAGGGACAACAGCACCAGGGCCACCACCCCGGCAAGGGACACCAGGGCCACAGGGGACAACAACACCAGGGCCACCACCCCGGCAAGGGACAACACCAGGGCCACCACCCCAGGAGGGGACACCAGGGCCACCAUGACCACCGUGACCACCACCCCUGUGUGUGACACCAGGACCACCCCCAGGAGCCGUACGGGGGGUGACACCACGGGGGGUGACACCACGGGGGUGCCACACCCAGGAAACCACACCAGGGCCACGGAGAACGACACGAGGGCCACGGAGCCCACCGGGACCACCCCGAGCGCCACCGUGGCCACCAUCUGCCUCUACCUCCCCCACGGCUCCAGCCCCCCGGCCAUCUCGUGCCUCAACGGGGGCGUGGCCAACCUGACCCGCUGCCUGUGCCCCCCCGGCUUCACCGGCCCGUCGUGCGAGACCCCCGACCCCUCGGACCGCUGCUCGGGGGGCGGCACCGCCGUGGGUGACCGCUGCCUGUGCCCCCCCGGCCGGGGGGGUCCCCGCUGCGCCGCCCCCGACCCCGCGGGCGCCUGUCGCCACGGGGGCACCGCGGUGGGCACCGAGUGCUUCUGCCCCCCCGGCUUCCACGGGCCCCGCUGCGAGAAUCCCCCCGCCACGCCCCCCCCCACGGCGGGACCCCCGCGGAGAACCCCUCCCAGCCCCACGGCCAGGGGGGGCGGGAGGAGCACCCCCAGGAGGACCCCCACGACCACCAGCACCGCGCCCACCACGAGAGACCCCUGCCUGAACGGGGGGCGCUGGAUGGGGACGAGCUGUCUGUGCCCCCCCAACGUGGACGGCGCCCGCUGCGAGUUCGGAGCGACCACCAUCAACCUCACGGCAGAGCUGGGCCCCUUCGUGACGAUGUUGGCCCGAGUGACCAACAGGGACUUCUCUGAGGACCUGCGGGACCCCUCGGCCCCCGCCCACCGGAGCUUUGUAGCCGAGUUCAGCCGCACGAUGGACGGAAUCUACCGGAACAUCUCCGGAUACCGCAGGACCCACGUCCUGAGCCUGAGCCGCGGCAGUGUCGUGGUGAAUUUCCGAGUCCUGCUGGAGCCCCGUGCCGGGAAUGCCAGCCUCGAUCGGCGGGCCCUGGAGCUGCUGGCAGUGGCCAACGCCGCGGCCCCGCCCCACAACUGCAGCCCCUCCACUGACGGGCUCUGCUUCAGCGCAACCUCGGCCAGAGCCGCCCGGGCCGCGACGCUGGCGCUCAAUGACACAGAGCUGUGCCGGCAGCACGCGCCGGCAAAUUUCAGCCAGUUCUACUUCCCGCACCGCACGGCCAACGGGCUCCUCUGCGUCACCAACUGCACCCUCAACGUCCCCGGCUCCUUCGACUGCCACCAGGGGCUCUGCCGGCUCACCCUGCAGGGACCCCAGUGCUUCUGCCCCGACCUGCCCUGGUACCUCUCGGCCGGCGACCGCUGCCAGACCCACAUCAGCAAACUGGGGCUGGGCCUGGGGGUGGGGCUGGGGCUGGGCCUGACCCUCCUCAUCCUCCUCAUCCUCUGCAUCAUCCUCACCCUCCACUUGGCCCGGGCCAGGAAGAAAUCACCUGGGACCAGCGCGGCGGGCCAGGAGCCCUGGGGGGACGGUGGCCACAAGAGCCGCGUCACCGGCAUCUACCACGUCAACGGCCGGUCCGGCGCCACCCGCCAAGGUCCCUACAACACCUACAAGGCCAGCGCAGAGGUGGCGGAUCCGCCGGAGCCGGUGCCAGCGGAAACUGCAGCCUCCCUGUGACCCCCAAACCUGGCAGGGGGUCUGGAAAAUGCCCCCCCCCCCAAACCCCUCG
Myiozetetes cayanensis is the source of this 3400-nucleotide messenger RNA. Its product is annotated as mucin-2-like. Lineage: Eukaryota; Metazoa; Chordata; Aves; Passeriformes; Tyrannidae. The record is from RefSeq and is a predicted model, not a curated record. The transcript has 13 exons. Bases 1 to 3348 code for a protein of 1115 amino acids. Gene Ontology annotation, molecular function: Notch binding.